AUGCCAAAUUUCAUUAUGAAAUUCGACGUGCCUCUUGUGAGCGUCGGACUCUCAUUUGAAAGAUUGUUUCGCAACCAGAUGCUCUUCUUGCUUCGAUUGGAAAAAACGAAGUUGAGUUGUACGAAAACGUCGAAAUUGAAUCUGUCGUUAGAUUCUUCGCUGUCUCUCCUGCAUAGAAAUACGCGACUGGGAUACAGUCUAGAACCCAUUGUGGCGCCGUGGAAGUUUUCGGUUCUGUUGGAUGACUCAAAAAAUGAUGUUUCGGGCGUGAAUCCCGCGGGGUUGGACAUGUUCAUUGAAAGUAAAAAGAAGAUUGAGAUAAUCGUCAAUCAAGCCUCCAUAGUUGACGCAGUGGAUGCCGUGAUGCAGUUUAAGAAACCACGCGACAAAAACUCAAAAAUUGCACAUUUGUUGGCUUACGAAGCCGUGCAAAACAACGUCAUUGUGAAUUCCACGGGACGCGACUUAUGGGUUCGCGAACUGAAUGGCAAUAUACAAGAAGUACCGCCUGGAAAUAGCAUUUCGCAUUUGGUACAUGCCGCUGAAACCGAAGCAAAUUCUGGAUUCGAGAGUGCAUCAAAUGAGCAGACGAUGCGCGGUAUGACUGACGUCGUUGAUGACAUGAAUCAUCACGGUGACGAACAGCUCAUUAUCGCAUACCUGAUGAUGGAUAUCGUGGCAAUUGACUCGUUGGAUGACUGGCUUUACCCCCGCAUAACUUUCAAGAUUUGGGAUGAGGCUUUGCAGGGUCAUCGUACCGAUCCAUUACCCAUCGGCGUUACGCGCGGCUCAGCAAAGUUACCGAUCCCUCAUCCUUUUUUCCAUCGCGAUAGUGAUAGCGAGUUCAUCAACAAUGACGAUAUCACCAUUAUCGUCGAAAUUUCUCAUAUUGGGCCAAAUGGCGAAACAUUGAGCUUCAGUGGUGACUUUGAAGCUCCAAUCGAACAACAACGCGGUGGAUGGAUUGGCGGUAAAACUGGAAGCUGGAUAGACUGUGCUGCAGGCAAUGGUGACUCCGUGAGAAUUAAGCUGCGCGCUCGAGUGGUGGAAGAGUUGUAUCAACUCUUAAAGAGUCCGCAGAAAACGAUUAUCAAGAGUAAAUUACAAGUUGAAUCACCACCUCUCAUCGUGUGUCGUACGAAUGACAUGGUGAAGCAAUGGUGGACAAGAGAUCAUCAGCAAAGUAAAAGUGCCCUAAGUGCUUGGAAGCCGCACGUCCCAUCGACGUAUGAACUCGAGACGAGAUAUAAGUUUUGUUCGAGUAGAGCUGAAAACGAGUAUAAACUCGUACCUUUUGGGACCAUCCUCUUGCCCGGCCUCAUCGCGCCUCGCAGUGCGCUCAUGGCAGUUGUCUUAGAACAUAAUUCAGAUCAGCGGGCACCGACUGCUUUUCCCUCGGGGUUCGAAAAUAUUUGGACGAGCGAUAAAAAUGAUGUCUCAUUUUGGAAGCCCAUUGCACCAGACGGUUACGUUGCAGUUGGUAACGUGGUUGCGGCGAGCGCCGAAAUGCCUUCCACCGAUUGCGUCGUUUGUGUUCGCGAGGAUUUGACAAAACUUGCAGAAGUGCCUCCGGAUGUUGCAUGGAAAUCGAACAGACGAUUUCGCAAUAAUGAUGAAAGAGAAUUGGCGCUUAUUCAAAACGGCCAACUGAGUACUGGUGGAUGGUCGUUCUUGAAGGAGAAAAUCAAGCGCACGAGUCCAGGCGUGAUUUCGAACGUCAUUCCAUCUAUGCAUAGACUUAAUGACAGGAUGUGCAUUCAUUCUUUGGAUGACGAAGGUAUUCGCGAGUUUUGGAUCGAUAACCGCACUCAUAUAGAUCAUAUAAAGCAAGAAUUACAAGCUGGAGAGUCAAUUCUCGCCAUUUCGUUUUCUCCUUCCGGGCCGUUUGAGCAAGUGCGUCUUAAUCUAGGCGCUUCACACGUUGUUCGUCACAAGACUCACGAUUUAGUCUUUGACAGUCAAAAGGGGCAUCUUUUGAGCUAUGUUUCGUGCGAAAACGAAACAGAUUCUGAUAUAUUCGUUGAUGUUCAUCCAGCUAUGAAGAGAGAACUCACGACUUCUAAUUUGGACAUAUCUCUGAGUGAGAAGUAUGAGUCGCCGAGCGAUGUCGCGGAUAUAGAAGUAUUUGAAUCGGAACGAUAUUACCCGUUGAGAGGAUGGCGUGCUCCAAAAGACGCUAUCGUAAAAGCUCGUUAUAGCAGGCAUAAAAGUGGACGAGGUUCGCAAAAACGGUUUCCAGACGUCAAAGCUCCAAAAGGUUUCAGAUUUGAAGGACCGUGGGAGCUCGACAAACCACCAAAUCUGGUGAAUGACGACGGUUGGGCGUACGGUGCUAUUUGGCUAAGGAAGUGGCCACCGCCUCGUGGAUCAGACAAAAGUAAAGGUCGUGCAACCCGUCGCCGACGAUGGUUUCGUCGUGUCGUUCGAUUGAAAUCAGCUGAAGAAAUUGAAUCGCGCGUUUCCCUUCAUAACAUGAAGCGAGAUUUCAUCGAAGAUUGGCACGGCACGUUGGCGGUACACGGACGUCUUACGCUACCUUCUUGUUCACGAACCGAGUCCUACAUGUUGGCGUUACGCACGGGGGCUGACGUCGCAUCAAUUACCGCUCCGUCGUUUACCGAGAGAGAUGACGCGCUGGAUAUUCGUGACGUGUUAUCAGAGCAAGGCAACUGUGCGCUUGCUUACAACAACCUGCACGAUCACUUUCUUUUGGUCAAAGAAGAAUUGUCGAAUGAUGUGCAAAGUAGCGCGAUAGGUGCUAUUCCAGGCGUCAAGAUUCGUGUCGUUGCCCCUGUUCACGUUGUCUCAUUGAUGGAUUGUCCGUCGCAAGUUGUUUUGUACGCCAAUGGCGAAGAAAGAAUUGCCAUGCAUCUUGCCGCGAACGAAACGAAACGUAUCACGGCGAUCGAUGCAAACUGUGAUACAAUAGAGGUGCUCGUGUCUUUGUUCGAAGAUUAUCUCAGCCUUAGUAACGACAGGCCGCUGCGUCUAGAUGUCACCCCGGCUGGAAGUCCACCGGCGCCACAGGUAAACUGGUUGAACAUCAAAGGCUAUCCGUAUGUGGUUUCUAUGCUGUUGAUGGAGACGUGUAGAACUAGAAUGGCGGGUGAUAAAUUCAACGAUGAUCCUUCGCAGCAUCUCUUGAGUCUGACGUAUCGCAAUGUGCUGAUGGUUACAAAUGCAUCACCGAUCGACAUUAAGUGUUUGGCGUGGGUCGCUGGCACAAGUACGACAAACGCGCACAUAGAUGCAUACGUUGGGGUACCCAAAGGCGAGUCGCAACCUGCCAUGUUUCUGAAAUCGAGUGCGAAAACCCUCGCCAAAGUUUCGAGCAAAGAAUUUGUGCUCGGUUUUUGUAUCGAUUCGUCUCCAGUACUAGUGAAAAUUUCACCAAGUUCUGAGCCCGUGAUGUUUACGCUUAUGACAGCAAGUGGGGACGAACUUGCCUUUCAAUGUUCCGUAGUAUUAUGGGAGGGUCAAAACACCAACGCCGCGACAUGGCCAACGCUUGAAGUUGUUUUACAACCCGUGCUCGUGGCGAUCAACUUGACUCGAAUUCCUCUCGCGAUUCGCUCAAACACUAUGGAACACAAGAUACUCGAGCCAGGUUCAUAUCCCACGCCGUUUUCUUUGGAUAUUAAGUCUUCGAAAAGCGUAGACGAAGUUGAAGCCGUGCUUAAUCAAGCCGCGAUUCAAAUAGCGGAUAUGUCGUGUCAUUCGGAAGGAAAAGAUAUACUUUGGAGUUCGCCGCUGCAGAAUUUGGUGCGCUAUUCUGGAGCGAUGUGGAGCAUCCCACAAGGUGCCUCCCCCUUGGCGGAUGAAAUUAAUGCAUUUAGAAGACUUGGAGGUAUCGACGAGUCUGGCGAAAACGUAAAUUUCAAGGCACCUAUCAUCGUUCAGUUUCUUGUCGAGCGCGGUGAGCACGGUUGCUUCAGGGUCUUUUUUAGGGGGGGCGACGGAGCAUCUCUGCAGAAGGCGCCAAUCAUGAUCAAAAACCAUUUGCACGAACCUUUACUCAUUCGACAAGUGAAAGCGAACGACUUUGAGGACGUAGAAAAGAAGUCGGUGCAAAAGUCCACCGUGCGACUACUGCAAGGUAUUAAGAAAGCCUCACACGGCGUAGGACAGUCUUUUGCAAUUCGCCCGUUCUCAGCGAUAUCUUGGGCGUGGAGCGUCCCAGGUAUUCCUAUGAGAUUGGACAACUUGAAAAAACAGGAGCUCGAGGCAAACGCCGCGGAGCUCGCAUUUCGAAAGCGGAAAUUUUUGGAGAUAUCGAACAAUACAGGGGAUCACGUCAUCAUAGAGAUAAACGCGUUCAGCUCGCGAUUCAAGGGUUUCAUGCACCUCGGCGACAUGCAAUUUGGAGAACUAGGCAAGCGCACGUUACACGCAACGAUUAUUGGUGAAUGGCGUGACGCAUCGUUCGUGAUCUUCGUGGUUGAUAAAACGAUAACGUUUGACAACUUUUCUUUCACGACUGAAAUGACGAAUCAAGCGAAAGCAUUGACGUUGUACGCGCGGCAGCAAGAAACGCACAUCUCUGUCAAUUUGGCUGGCUUCUCCGUAACAAUCAUCGAUCGCCUCCGCGACUCAUUCGUCGAGUUAUUCCAUCUCACGAUCGACGACGUGAUGAUCAGGCACGGAAUCAACUUGAAUCAACAGCAGUUCUGUCUAUAG
Ostreococcus lucimarinus CCE9901 is the source of this 4677-nucleotide messenger RNA. RefSeq lists its product with no specific name. Bases 1 to 4677 code for a protein of 1558 amino acids. NCBI's taxonomy places the organism in Eukaryota, Viridiplantae, Chlorophyta, Mamiellophyceae, Mamiellales, Bathycoccaceae. The record is from RefSeq and is a predicted model, not a curated record. The transcript is spliced from 2 exons.